Molecule: messenger RNA, 1872 nt
Organism: Podospora anserina S mat+
Lineage: Eukaryota; Fungi; Ascomycota; Sordariomycetes; Sordariales; Podosporaceae
Exons: 4
Coding region: 1-1872 (623 amino acids)
Molecular function (GO): protein binding
Source: RefSeq, a predicted model, not a curated record
AUGUCGAUGUAUCCCGGCCAUCGCGGCAUGGGCGUCGCGCCCCCUGCCAACCCCAAUGGCAGCCGCCAGAACGAGCUCCUGGAGGGCAUCCGCGCCGAGUUUGAAUCGCAUCAACGACAGAUCGAAGGAUAUGAACACCAAAUCCAGGCCCAGGUUCAAGAGAUGCAAAUGAUUCGCGAGAAGGUUUAUCAGAUGGAGCAGCAGCAUGUCCAACUGAAGCAAAAAUACGAGGAUGAAAUCAACCUCCUUCGUCGUCAGCUGGAAACUCGCGGCGGUGGCCCCCCGGGACCUAUGAACCCGCCGCCACAGCAUGCUGGCCCUUCCCAGCAGCCCCCUCCUCAGAUAGGCAACAUGGGGGGAGGUGGUGUCUUCAACGGGAUCCUCUCCGGGCAGGGCGGACAGGGCGGCCUGGCCCCCCCUCCUCAUCCUCCUCAGGAGCAACAGCAGCCUCCCCACAUGCCCCCCGCGCCACCGGGACUCCAGCAGGGACCUCCUCCCCCUCCUCCCCCGCCGUCUCAGCAGCCCCCUUUCCAGCAACAGUACCAAGGACCAGCCCCCGGCGGUUUUCCAUCUCAGCCCCCCCAGAGCACCGCUAGCCCCGGCCCCGGCAGCAAGAGAGGGCAGCCGAUCGGGAGACCCCCUGCCGGCGGUCCCGCCACCCCCCAGAUCAACACUCCGGUUCCCUACAACGGCCCCGGCCAGUCUCCCCAGGUCCCGACCCAUCCCACCCCCGACCACCCCCGCAUGGUGCAGCAGCAACAGCAGCAGCACCAGCCCGUCCCGAUUUCUUCUCAGAGCAACGCAUUGAGCGACCUGGACCCCGAGCGUCUCCCAAGCCACAUCAAGAAGGUCAAGGACGAUUGGUGGGCCAUUUUCAACCAAGCGGUGCCCCGUGUUUUGGAUGUUGAUUUGGUUCACACUCUCCAGCACGAGAGUGUGGUCUGCUGCGUGAGGUUCAGCGCCGAUGGCAAAUUUGUCGCGACGGGAUGCAACAGAUCUGCUCAGAUCUACGAUGUUCAGACUGGUGACAAGGUCUGCAUUCUCCAAGACGAGAGUAUUGAUCUCAACGGCGAUCUUUAUAUCAGAAGCGUUUGCUUCAGUCCAGACGGGCAGUACCUGGCUACCGGUGCUGAAGACAAGCUCAUCAGAGUCUGGGACAUCAAGAACAGGCAAAUUCGCAACACUUUCGCUGGUCACGAGCAGGAUAUCUACAGCUUGGAUUUUGCCCGUGAUGGCCGCACCAUUGCUUCUGGCAGUGGCGAUCGCACUGUCAGGCUUUGGGAUAUUGAGACUGGUUUGAACACGGCAACGCUCACCAUCGAGGACGGCGUCACCACCGUUGCCAUCUCGCCCGAUGCCAAGUAUGUCGCCGCCGGCUCGCUUGACAAGAGUGUCAGGGUCUGGGAUGUCAAGACAGGCCUCUUGCUGGAGCGUCUCGAGGGUCCCGAGGGCCACAAGGACAGCGUUUACUCUGUUGCUUUCUCGCCCUACUCUCGUGACCUCGUCAGCGGUAGCUUGGACAAGACCAUCAAGAUGUGGGAGCUUGCCGCUCCCCGGAAUCACAACCAGAUGCCCGGUGGUAUUAUGAAGCCGGUCGGCCGCUGCAUCAGGACUUUUGAGGGACACAGGGUAUGUAUUUCUAGUGUUGCGCUCACCCCCGACAAUGAAUGGGUUCUCUCCGGUUCCAAGGACCGCGGCGUUCAGUUCUGGGAUCCCCGCACCGGACACACCCAGCUCAUGCUCCAGGGACACAAGAACUCGGUUAUCUCUGUGGCUCCAAGCCCUGCGUCAGGAAACUCGGGCGGCUGGUUUGCGACCGGUUCGGGUGACAUGAGGGCACGCAUCUGGUCGUACAGUCGUAUCCGCCACUAG